CAGCCGACAUGCACACAUCUCUGCCGCUGCUGUUCGCAGCCAUCUUCCUGUGGAUCGGCGCGGUAUCGAGUCGCCGUUAUCCAGCUGAGAUCGGGGACGAUGUGAUUGUAACGGUGGAGACGGGUACCCUCAGGGGCGUGGUGGCCUCCUCCAUCAACGGCACGCUCUGCAACAGGUUCGUCGGCAUCCCGUAUGCUCAGCCGCCUCUUGGAGACCUCCGUUUUCGGGCGCCACAGCCGGCUGCCAAUUGGUCCGGAGUCCGCGACGCGCUGACCAUGAGUGACCAGUGUCCUCAGGAGGGCACCGGCAACGAGGACUGCCUCUACAUCAACGUGUACGUGCCGCUGCAGAACUCCAGCUCCAGCUCCCCGCUGGCCGUCAUGUUCUACAUCUACGGCGGCCGCUUCGCCCGAGGCAGCGCAACCAACAAACCGCCAGACUACUUCAUGGACCACGGAGUCCUGCUGGUCACCUUCAACUAUCGCGUCGGCUCCAUUGGCUUCCUGAGCCUUCUCAACGACGACAUCCCGGGCAACGCUGGCCUGAAGGACCAGGUGAUGGCCCUCCAGUGGGUGCAGCGCAACAUACGGGCCUUCGGCGGCGAUCCGGACAAGGUCACCGUGUUCGGGGAGAGCGCAGGAGGAUGCUCCACGUCACACAUGUUCCUGUCGCCGGCUGCCAAAGGCUUGUUCAGCGGGGUGAUCAUCGAGAGCGGUCAGGCGUCCGCCAACUGGACGGUGGAGCCGGUACCCCGAGAGAAGGCGUACCGCCUAGCGGCCGCGCUCGGCUUCCAGACCGGCAACCUCUCAGUCGCGGAGGAGGACGAACGCCUCGCUGCCUUCCUGAGGGCCGCCAGCCACGAAGACCUCACCGUCGACGACACACGUGCAAUGUCUGACUUUGAGCUGCGCCGCUUCAGCCCCGUGGCGUGGCAGCCGGUGGUGGAGCCGCCUUCAGAGGGCGCCGUGGUCGUCGAGCCGCCGGUCGACAUCCUGCGGGAGGGCCGGUACAACCGCGUGCCCGUCAUGACUGGCGUCACCUCUGCAGACGGCUCCGUUUUCGUCAACAUGUCUGGAGUGAUGGAGAGUGCGUCUGUGGCGGCAGAUCUCAACGAAAACUUCACUUCCCUGGUGGGGUCUCUGCUGCCAAGGCCCACGAGGGAAGAGCAGGAGGUGGCGGCGCAGCGGCUGGAGGACUUCUACUUUGGGGACCAGGGACUCUCGCAGCAACAGCCGCAGGCCAUCUACGAUACGCUUUCCGAUCUGUAUUUCAUCCAAGAUACCCAGGCAUUUGCUAGGACAGUGGCAAACACAAGUACUCUGCCUAUUUACUUCUAUUAUUUCGACUACGACGGCUACGGCGCCACAGAAUACGGAAUGGCACACGCUGAGGAGACUCACUACCUGUUUAUGCAAGAGGACGGGGGACCCAACAAGGACCCUGAGUCCGACGAUUGGAAGGUGCUGCAACUGCUGGCAACACUCUGGACAAAUUUCGCUAAGUACCGUGACCCUGCUCCUUCUGGAAGCCCAGUGACGUGGGAGAAGUACAGUUCUGAAGCCUCCAACUACCUGCACAUGCGGCUGGAGUUUGAGACCAACCAAGAUCUUCUCCAUGACCGCACUGAGUUGUGGAAACAGAUAUUGCCUGUUUAAAGAAGGACGUUACAUGUCGUCUCAGACACUCAGUUCGUUUGACAUCAAUGUGAACUUAAAUAAAACAUCACUUUCCUUUUAAA
This is a messenger RNA of Schistocerca americana (American grasshopper), 1738 nucleotides long. Its product is annotated as venom carboxylesterase-6-like. The record is from RefSeq and is a predicted model, not a curated record. The coding region runs from base 9 to 1655 and encodes 548 amino acids. Lineage: Eukaryota; Metazoa; Arthropoda; Insecta; Orthoptera; Acrididae. The transcript is spliced from 10 exons.